Messenger RNA from Mobula hypostoma (lesser devil ray), 1638 nucleotides. RefSeq names its product membrane-associated progesterone receptor component 1-like. Gene Ontology annotation, cellular component: endoplasmic reticulum; membrane; endomembrane system. The transcript is spliced from 3 exons. Lineage: Eukaryota; Metazoa; Chordata; Chondrichthyes; Myliobatiformes; Myliobatidae. The record is from RefSeq and is a predicted model, not a curated record. Bases 42 to 599 code for a protein of 185 amino acids.
GACGCGCGCUCACGCAUAUCUGACAGGAGCUCAGUGCUAAGAUGGCGGAGGAGGCGGUGGCCAGCGUACUGGGGUCCGGAGUGUUGCAGGAGAUCUUCACCAGCCCCCUCAACAUCAGCCUACUGUUCCUGUGCCUCUUCCUCCUGUACAAGAUCGUGCGGGGCGAUCGGCCCCCGCAGGUCGAGCAGGAGGACGAAAGCGAGAAGCUGCCCCGGCUACGGAGGGACUUCACUCCGGCCGAGCUGCGGCAAUUCGACGGCAAGCAGGACCCGCGGAUCCUCAUCGCCGUCAAGGGCAAGGUCUUCGAUGUGACCAGUGGCAAGAAGUUCUACGGAGAAGGUGGUCCUUAUGGCGUGUUUGCUGGAAGAGAUGCAUCAAGGGGCCUGGCUACAUUUUGUUUGGAUAAAGAGGCACUGAGCGAAGAAUAUGAUGACUUGUCUGAUCUCGAUGCUAUGCAGUUGGAAAGUCUUCAGGAGUGGGAAAUGCAGUUCAGUCAGAGGUACAACUAUGUUGGAAAACUCCUGAAGCCAGGAGAAGAGCCCACGGAAUACACAGAUGAAGAAGAUACAAAAGAAGCUAAAGAACUGAAGAAGGAGUGAAGUUCUGCAGUUUGGAGAGAUCUAUUUUUGUAGAAUCAAUCACACAACAAGAACAUCGAAUUUUUAGAGUAAAUUUCUUUGGGCCGGGGGGGCAUGAUUUUCACAACACUUCAGAACUUCUUAGAUCAACAGAUGUGUAUUGUUAGGAGCAUCAAGUGACAGUUAGGUUGUGUGUAGGACGUUUGUCUUUCAAAAUAACAUUGAACUAGAAAUAUUGUAAAACUAUAAAGACACUAUUCAUCCUGAUCAAAAUAGGGCAGUCAGGUUUGAUAAUCAAACUCUCAGUUCAUUCAGGUUUAUCUGAAUUGUCUCUGAAAUAUUUGCCUAAUUUCUUUAACAUUACAGGAUUCAAAGCUUUUGCUACAUUUUGGUAAUUAACUUCAUAGAAGUCACUACAUGGAAAUGGACCACUUAGUCAAUCCAUUUGAUAACAGCGAUUACCUUUCACAAGAGCUUUUUGUAUUAAUCACAUUCCUGCAGAGCUAAUUUUUAUCUGUCUGAAGUUGAGCCUCUGCCUGUGUUGCCAGAGAAGUGAGCAGCAUAAAGCCAAUUUACGUUGUGUAGAGUUACUGUAAAAUCGGCUGUUAAUUUUGUUCCGAGGUGUAAUCUUCCUUUUCACGUAACAUGGCCCUUCUAAUUAGGGUAUAAUGCCUCGGUGGCAGUUUGUAACAACAACACAAGGCAAAUAAUUUUUAAGGGUUGAUUUUGCAAGAGCAGUCACAUAGAGUCCAUUGGUUUAAACCAUAUUCCCCUUUAAAAUAUCGAUCUUAUGAACGAAAUCAUUUUAAUAUGCAUGUUUAGAUACAGUAUAUUUUAUCUUUUUUUCUAACUGAUAGAAUAACGUUUUUAAUUUGUAUUUUUGUCUCAACUCAUACAUUAUAGUCAUGAUUUGUUAAAUGUAAUUUCUUGAAUAUUUUUUAAAAAGUCGAUCUUUUAAACACCCAUGUAUCUACUAACAACAUACCAUUGAAUCUGUUUAAAAAUAUACAGGUACUGGAAGCCUUUUUUUUUGUGAAAUAAAUGAUGUCAGUACUUGGAA